This is a messenger RNA of Linnemannia hyalina, 660 nucleotides long. The record is from the annotation of a GenBank genome assembly. NCBI's taxonomy places the organism in Eukaryota, Fungi, Mortierellomycota, Mortierellomycetes, Mortierellales, Mortierellaceae.
AUGGACAAUAAACAGGACAACCCUUUGCCAACCUUGACAUUCCAGCCUUGCGGAAUCGAUGACCUUCGUGAAGAGGAUGUAGCUGAGUUCCUUGAUCCCCUUCCAGGAAUAGCUUCUGCUUUGAGGGAAGAGGAAAAGGAACAAGGCGGCGCCGGUGCCAAAGAAGAGCAAGAGACGCUUGCAGCUGUAUACCGAGACGAACCCGCCGCCCUUAAAACCCUUAGGCGCGCCUCGCUGGUGAUGCUCCAUGGCUUGAAGGAGACGAGUGAAGUUUGCUCGGAGGCCAGUCCAUUCUUGUACACAGAGACCUGGUACUGUCAUUGCGCCGGCAAGCCCGAGAUCAAGAAGAAGGCUGAGGGUAAAAAGCGUCGCCAGGUUUUUAAGUCUUCCAGGCACAUGGGAUGCCUCGCUCGUGUCUAUGUCCACAAGUUCAAGGACGAUCAUCCCCCAGCUCCUGGCUACCCUGUUAUCAAUUCGAGCAAGCGUGUUCGUUUGACAUAUUAUGGCCGCCAUACAGGCCACGUCUUAGGCGAGCUUGAGGGAUUUCAGCACCUGCGUAUUAGCAAGCCACUCCGAGAGGAAAUCCUAAGCUACAUCAAGCUGGGCUUGGGAAUACGAGCCAUCAAGGACAAACUUACCCUCCAUUCCGAUGUUCUCUAA